AUCUAAUGAACUCACGUAUAAAUCGUUUUACCUCAUGUUAGAACUUGAGCGGAUAUUGUUAAAAGUGCUCUUAAGGCAAUCUAGGAAAUGUACGUAGUUCAGUAGUGUACAUCUCUUUGUUUGAAAUGAGUAAAUGUGAUUGACUAAGAUGUUAUUCAGAGGGGACACUUUUGUUAAAUGUAAUACAUGUACCUGUUUAUGUUGAUAUUGUGUAUGGUUUAUAAGUUUAUUUUUAUUUUUUAGAUAUUUUAACAAACUUCAUUUUGAAAAAGUGUUCAUUUACAAUGUGUGCAUGGUUCACAUUGAAAUUAUCAGCAAUGAAAGCGAAACUACAAAUAAAGUGAAUAAAGAUUACACAGUGCGUUUGAACGUGUACAUGUAAAUGUAUUGUGAACUCAUAUUAAACUGGAAAAAAGAUAAGUUUUUGGCCUGGGGCGUAUCAUUAUUCUCGGAAAUAGACGAAGUAACCGGAUAUGGUAUUUCACUGCGCAGAUCUAACGCGCAAAUCGAGCGCGAAAAGUUCUACGUGAGACAACGCACACAAUAUACACGUAACGUGUAACACCCUUGACAUGGGUAAUAUAAUAGCAAAGGACCCUGAUUUCUGGUGUUCUUCCGAAGAUCCGGGUCCAGAAGGACAUAAUGAAGAUUGGAUGAUGAGAGUAUCAGAUUCUAAGUUUCUUUCGGAGCUGUCCAUUCCUGGCACACACGCUACUAUGAGUUAUGCUUAUGAUGGAAAAGUCACUGGACUAUUUGUUAGCUGUCAGAGUUGGUUAUUAUGCAUUCAGCUGAAUAUGGGAAUACGAUUUCUUGACAUUCGGUGUCAGGCAACCAGAGAUGAUAUGUUACUCAAUCACGGCGGCUAUUACCUAUGUAAGCUGACAGAUACAUUAACCGGCUGUGUAAACUUUCUUCAAACGCACCCAAGUGAAUGCGUUAUCUUACGGAUUGCACAAGAAAACAGUAAUCUUGAGGGACUUGAUUUUAGGGAUGCGCUGAAACCCUUCUUGGAGAAAUUUUCUAGUCAUAUCUUUAAAAAAAGAUCAAUGCCUACCCUUGGCGAAGCAAGAGGGAAGAUGAUUAUUCUGGCAGACUAUGAUAUCGAAGAUAACGAUGAUAUGAUGAAGUAUGGAAAUAUGACACAUGGAAAAAUUAUCAUAUGUGAAAACCAUAAACCAGGAUCAUUCUCACAAAAGUUAGAUGGCAUCAAAGCUAACAUAAAAAAGGCAUCCUCAGCUCAAAGGGAUAAGAAAGAAAUGUACAUAACGUUCACGAGCUAUAAUCAUUGGUUAGUAGAUUGUCCGCAAGAGACAGCAAGGCGUUCAAAUCCUACAUGGCAUUGUUUAGUCAGAUAUCGCAUUGGUUGCCUUGGUAUUGUUGUCAUGGACUUUCCGGGAUAUAAGGUAAUCCGAGACAUUAUCGAUCACAACUGGGAUCGCCCUCGCGAGAUUGAAAAUCCUACAGCGCAUCGUUUAGUGAAAUAUCGAGGCAUUAUUGAUGACAACUUUAUUUGUCAUAUCGAGAUUACACCUUCUACAAAUCCAACAAAUGCUUUGGCAUUUUUGUCGUCGGACUACCCAGGAUUUAAAGAAAUUCGAGACAGUAUCGAUCAAAUUUGAAGGCAUGCCCAUCUCUGACACAAACCAAAAUUGCUCCAAUAAAAAUUUCAAUUUGCCUCAAACACCAUCUACAUGGUUAUGAGUAAAGGUAAACUAUGUCCUCUAGGACAUGUGAACUAGUUUUCUAUUAUGACAUUAAGAUCAACUUACUGAUUGGCAUGUAUGAUACGUUUGUAUGAUUAUCUAUAUCUGAUGUAAUAUAAUAAAGUGUUUUGCAUGUUGCAUUUGGAAUUGCCAUUUUGUUCACAUGAUUUCAUGUGAAAAGAUAUUUUUAAAUGAUUACAUAGAUUACAUUUAGAUAAACUAAUUUUUAUUUUUAUUUUGUAUAUUCAGGCUUUAACAAAAGUCCUUCUUGGAAAAAAAUAAAUUAAAAACUCGAUGUCAACUGAUAUUGCUUUAUUGAUGUUAUAUUAUAAGGCCUUAAUAGUUCAAUGCCGUUUUAAUAUUUUGUCCAUUUAUCAUGGUCCAAUUAAUUAAUUAGGUUUUUUCGCAUGCGAUGGUACUUAUUAUUCAUAAGUUACAAACAUGUUCAAAUUUCAUUAUAUGUAUCUUUUUUUAAUGCAUGUCUUUUCAUGAAGUCAAACUUCAAAACUCUACAGUUGUCAUCGAAUUUCUGAUAAUUUAUCAUUUAACUUAAUUAAUAAGAAAAAUACAAUAAAACAUCGUUUUCUUGGACAUUUGUCACUACUAAGGAUAAUCUACAAUAAGUUUACAUAAAAAGAUGUAUUAAUAUUUCCGUAUCAUGUUUGUCGAUGUUACAAUAAGAUUGACCCUUUUGUUUCAAUUUGAACUUAAUAUAUUUUAUAUUUGUGUUCUGAAAAUUUUGUAAAAAUUGUGUUAUAAGUUUUAAGUUAAGUUCCAUUAUUCCAAAUUGUUUUAAUCUUUAUUAACAGUUUAACAUUUAACCUUUGUUAACAUACUCAAAUAUCAUUUAAGCAACUUAAUUAAAGCAAUAACAGUUGAUGACCAAGCCCAAUUAAAUUAUGCAUUUUCUUUGUUUAAAUUUGUUCAAAGAAACAUUAUAAUUCCGAAAACAAUAAUACAAAGUCAUGUAUACAUCUAUGCUGAAAUGUAGCGGAAUGUAAGUGGAGAUAAAGUUUUUUACAUUGAUAACUUGAAUCGUGUAUUGUAUAAUGUUGUACACUGAAUUUGUUUCUUAUUUUAACAUGAAUUAUACUCUGCAUACUGAUUUUAAAGUAUAUUUUAACAUGUUUAAAUAUUGACAUUAUUGUAUCUUAAAUUGAACAUGCAAGUUACUGUUUUAGUGUUUUAUUUUAAUGUUUCAAUUUGUUCGCUUGAAAUAUUUUCACGAUGAUCUGAAUCGUAAACUAUAUGAUGUUACGUCUUUAAAGAUUUUAGGUAAGGACAAGAUGUAGUUGAUAAUCGUUUUCGUUUAAUUUCAUCGUGCAUCAGACAGUUUGGGUUCUUGUGCUCUGCUCUAUAUAACCAUUAUGCGGUUAAAUGGUUUUUCAAAUGAAAAGUUUCCUCUUUUAUAGCAAUAUAUUGUAACCGUGACUCUAUAGGGUAAAUUUAUAUUUACAUUAAAAAAUGUUUAAUUAUUAAAACUGGGCGCAAUUUGAGCUACGGAGCUCCUAGAAACCGGUUUUAACCACCAUUGUUUUACCGUUUCCAAUCCGGUGACCCCCGGAUUGCGCGUUUGUUAUGUGUUUUGUCUAGCGCACUUGUUUGUUUGACUGUUUGACAAGUUUUACUUUAUUUAUCUCUCUAGUUAUCAUCACGUAGUGUAUGUAUUCACUAACUAGUUACUCCUAUAUCUAUUCGGAAUAUUAAAAGUAAUGUAAACAUUUAGCGAUUAAUUUUAUUAGAAUAGAAAUUAUAUUUAGUAGAUGCGAGGUAUUAAUAUAAUAGACAUUGAAAUCUAAAUAUGUUCUUUUAUAAAGCUAUAUUACAUAAAAAAAAUAUAUUAUAGAUAAUAUAAUUAUUAGGUAUUAAAUAUAAUAAGAAUAACUAGAAAAAUAAUGCAAAUUUUAAAACACGUAUUCGAUUACAAAAGAUAACAUGUAAUAAGCGAAUAUUAGUAAUUUAGCCUUAAGAAGACAAAUUGAUUAGUUAGAAAAAAUCUUACAAAAGGAAGCAGUUAAUAUUCAACAAAAUUGACAAAAUUGUUUCAACUUAGGGGGAUGAGCUACGUACUACAAGUUCUUUGUCUAGUGCAAUCCACAUUGCAAUAUAAAGAACCCACGAAUAUUGGACAAAGUUUAAGAACAUUAUAUAACCCAGAAAUGUUGGUGACGGCCUGAUAUUCACGACAAAUCAGCUUGAACACCUCUAAGCACGUGCCUAGCAGCGAAAAUCCUCGCUCAUACAUCUUGUAUACUCAUGGACAGUUUGUAUAUUGUAUAUAUUGAAUAAACCAAUAAACCAUCUUAUCACAGUAUUUAAGGACCACUCUCGGCUCACUGGCCAGACAUUGUUUGGUUUCAGACAGGAUGUUUGCUGUUAUUAUCUUUACAUAUUAGAAAGUAACUUGGAACUUGCGUAUAUGUUACUAAAUGCAUCAAUUCAUAGUUAGAUUGAUAUACGUUUGACUGGGAUUUUAUUUCAAUCUGUACAAUAUGAUAUUGUUAAUUGUAUAGGUUUAAUUGGCGUGCAAGUUAUGUAUGUAUGGUUAUAACAUGCUGAUUUAUACAUGAUAUUGAACAUUCAACCGACAAGUAUAACAUAAUUAAUAAUUUUAUAUUAAAAUUUAUUUGAUAUCUGUAUUAUUGUCAUUUACUUAUGUUUUUUGGAAUCGAUAUUUAAAUACUCAUAGUUUCAAAACUUAUUGUACAAUAAUAUUAACCGCUCAUGCUUAAAUAUAUAUAUGCAAUGCCUCAACGUUAUUAAC
Messenger RNA from Dreissena polymorpha, 4467 nucleotides. RefSeq names its product 1-phosphatidylinositol phosphodiesterase-like. The transcript has 3 exons. NCBI's taxonomy places the organism in Eukaryota, Metazoa, Mollusca, Bivalvia, Myida, Dreissenidae. Gene Ontology annotation, molecular function: phosphoric diester hydrolase activity. The record is from RefSeq and is a predicted model, not a curated record. Gene Ontology annotation, biological process: lipid metabolic process. The coding region runs from base 573 to 1619 and encodes 348 amino acids.